Morone saxatilis (striped sea-bass) is the source of this 2231-nucleotide messenger RNA. RefSeq names its product germ cell nuclear acidic peptidase (gene gcna). The transcript has 12 exons. The coding region runs from base 19 to 1821 and encodes 600 amino acids. Lineage: Eukaryota; Metazoa; Chordata; Actinopteri; Moronidae. Gene Ontology annotation, cellular component: nucleus. The record is from RefSeq and is a predicted model, not a curated record.
CACAGAGCAGAGGGAACUAUGAAUGAAAAUACCUGCAAAUUAUUCCAAAGACUUGCUCAAAAGAUGGGCUGGACCGCGGAUGAGGAAGGACUGGACGCUGCAGAACAAAAGCUGUUAAAAACAAUUGGAAAGACUCGUCACGCUGCCACGAGUGUUCAUCGAUCGACCUCACCGGACCAGUUUACCUUUUCUGACGAUGAGGAUGAUCCAGACAAGGAGAACCAAUACUCCAAGGGCAACGAUUACAGAAACAAGUCGUUGAUCGAGUCUAGUGAUGAUGACUUUGACCAAUUUCUAAAGGAAAGGGCUACACCGAAAGCUAAACCUACCUCACAGAAACCAUGUAGUGCUGCAAAGAAAGGCAGUUCAGAUGUUCUUGUGUUGAGCUCGGAUGACGACGGUUUUGAGACAUUUCUACAACGAGUGAAAACCCCCAGUGCCAAGCCUAAGCAAAUAUCAGGGAGUGGGAGUGAAGAUAGCCUCAAAAACUUCAUAGUGGAUGACUACUCAUCAGAUAAUGACUUUAUUGAGACAAAAUCAUCCUUUAAAGUCCCUACAAAGAGUACCACUCCAGCGGCCCAGCGUCCUCCCAGGAGACCACUUUCUCAGUGGGACUCCCCAGUCUUUGUUAGUGACAGUGAUGAUGAGGAUAAUAUUGUGGUCAAGAGCACUUGGAGGACUCGUCGCUCAAAACCUAAGCCCCCGCCAAAGGCUACCAAGAAUAAUGCUCUGCAGUGUGAUAAAGAGGACAGUCCCUUCCCUUCUCCCUUUUCUCUCCUUCCCCACAAAACUCCAACAUCACUGGCCUCUCCCAAACGCACUCUUUCAGCACCUUCUAAACUGGAUGAGUCGGCCAGUUCUGAGGAGGAGUUCACAUCCUUGCUGGAGAGACUGAAGAAGAAAAACAACCUUACUGCCACUUCAUUCUCGCCUAAGAACCGCCAUGAAUGCAAUAAGGAGCCUCCUGUGUCUGUUCCUCGUGCAAAGGGACCAGCCACUAAAUCCUUAAGGGAAACACCUCUACAUGUGAAGACACCAGGAAAAUCCGCCGUCUCCAAUCCCACAGUCAGUCAGACAGAGCCCAGACACGGCCCCAUCAGCAGGGUAACAUUGUGUAAGACCCCAGGGUGCUUCUUGCAGUCCCUAUCAAACCCUGGCACCAGCUAUGGCCGCAAUUUUAAGCAGAACAAGGAAGAACUCACUAGUAAACUCUACCUGCUGUACAAUAACAGUGUGUUUGACAGUAAGCUCCCCACCAAUAUGUCAGUGACUUGGAAUAAGAAGAUGCGGAAAACGGCUGGUUACUGUAUCACCGGGCAGGAACGAGGUGGAGGGAGCCGCUAUGCCCGCAUUGAACUGUCAGAGAAAGUCUGUGAUUCUGCAGAUCGUCUCAGGGACACACUGAUUCAUGAGAUGUGUCACGCUGCAACCUGGCUGAUUAAUAGUGUAAGGGAUGGGCACGGGCCCUUCUGGAAGCUGUACGCUCGCAAGGCCACAGUGGCGCACCCUGAAUUGCCCAUGGUCACUCGCUGCCACAGUUACGACAUCAAGUACAAGUUCCAGUACCAGUGCACCCGCUGCCAGAACACGAUUGGGCGUCAUUCCAAGUCACUGGACACGCAGAGGUUCGUGUGCGCGCUCUGCACAGGACAGCUGAUCUUACUGACGCCUGCCAAGCAGCGCGCCCCCACACCUUUUGCCAACUUUGUCAAAGAGAAUUAUAAGACUGCGCGACAGGAGCUAGCAGGACAAGGCCACGCGGAAGUGAUGCGUAAACUUAGUGCCGACUUUGCCUCCAAGACUAAACUGAGUGAAAGCUGAGAUCUUAAUGCUCACUGGACUGAGCUAUACAACCACAGGAGACUUAUUCAAAUUCUGAAAUACCUCAGUCAACUCGUCUUACAUUAGUGAGCAGCUAUGAUGAUUAAUAUUGAAUCUAUUUUUUUGUGUGUUUUUAAUGUCAUUUCUGUAUUUGUCAGUAUGUGAAUAUGGACUCAAUCUGCUGUAACUGGAAAAUCUGAGCCAGCAUUCCCGAGUGUGUCUGUGUGCACUUUUUGGUGUAUUUGUUAUCUGUUAUCCCCGGUAUUUAAUACAUAUUGGAGAUCAGUUUCAGGAAUUGGCAUUGUACAGUACUGAGUUAAAGGUACGAUUAGAUCCAUAUAUUUUUUAUAUUUGACUAGUUUGAUUUUCCUGUUAUGAACUCUAAAUAAAGUUUUUAAUUUGUGACUGUG